This is a messenger RNA of Dermatophagoides farinae (American house dust mite), 1790 nucleotides long. Its product is annotated as solute carrier family 41 member 3. Gene Ontology annotation, cellular component: plasma membrane. The record is from RefSeq and is a predicted model, not a curated record. Lineage: Eukaryota; Metazoa; Arthropoda; Arachnida; Sarcoptiformes; Pyroglyphidae. Gene Ontology annotation, molecular function: monoatomic cation transmembrane transporter activity. Gene Ontology annotation, biological process: monoatomic cation transport.
AUGUCGCAUUAAUCGAUCGACAGUUUUUUUAUUUAUUUUUUUUUGUUUUGUUCUGUUUACUAAAACACGUAUACAAAUAGCAAACAACACAACACAACACACAACCAACGUCAGAUCGGUUCGUAAUAAUAAAAAAAAUUUGUAUCUCUCUGAUAAAUAAAUAGUGCAUUCAAUACGCAUAACCUUUUUGUGGUUCGAAUUUCGAAUUUAUUGUGAUCAAUCAAUUAAAUUGAUUUAAACCACCAUCAUAUUAAUUAUCUGUGAAUUUUUGGACAGAAAAAAAAUGUCCAAAAUCGAAAGUUGUCAUUUUAAUGAUGAUGAUGAUGAUGAUAACGAUAAUGAUGAUGAUGAUGAUAAUUCAUUGAAAUCGAAUUUAAUUAUUAAGAAUGAUGAACACGAUAAAAGUGAUGAUGAUGAUGAUGAUGAUGAAAAUCGGCUACAAAUUUUUCGUCAAAUUUCCAUACCAUUACUUGUAGCUGGUUUCGGUAUGGUACUUGCCGGUAUUCUACUUGAUCAUAUCAAGACAUCAAUUGUAUUCAUGAAUGUGCCUGAAAUUUUUAUACUUUUACCAGCAUUAUUAGGAUUAAAAGGUAAUCUUGAAAUGACAAUGACAAGUCGUCUAUCAUCAUUGGCAAAUUGUGGCCAAUUGAACAAUAAAAAUCGUUUAUUAAUAUUUCGAUCAAAUAUUGCACUAGUACAGUGUCAAUCAAUUGUAAUUGGUUUUGCUGCUGCUUUAUUUGCAUUAUUGGCCGAUUUAUUAUAUUCAUCAUAUUCAAACAUCUUUAUUGGCAAUUAUUAUAAUCGAUCCAUAGCAUUCAAUUACAAUCAUAUACCAAUGCUUUGUGCAACAAGUAUAAUUACAGCUUCAUUAACUAGUCUAUUGCUUGCAACCAUAAUGAUAACGGUAAUCUGUUGGACAGUUAAACAUGAUAUCAAUCCAGAUAAUGUAGCCACACCGAUUGCUGCUGCAUUAGGUGAUCUUGUUACAUUGGCAAUUCUUUAUUCAAUUGCAUCCAUAUUCUAUUCCAUUAUGGAUGAAUGGUGGUUUAUAUUGGUGGCAAUCGUUAUUAUUAGCCUAUUGUUAGUCAAUUGGUUGGCCAAAGAGGCACGUGCUCAUUUAUCAACCGGUUCAUCACUAGGUAUUAAAUGUUGGAUACCAAUGUUUAUGGCAAUGUUUAUAUCGAGCUUAAGUGGCUUUAUAUUAAGCUAUUCUGUUAUUCGUUUUGAUGAUAUUGCUGCAUAUCAGCCAUUAGUCAAUGGUGUUGGUGGUAAUAUUGCCGCAAUUCAAGCAUCAAGAUUAUCAUCAAAUCUACAUAUGAUACGUACAUUUAAUCAACGUGAUUCACGUAAAAAAUUAUCCAGUCUAGUCAAACGAUUUGAUGGACAGAAUAUGUUGGCUUUUCUCACUGGAAAUGAUGUGCAUUCGAUCUCGGCUCAAACAUUAUUAUCUGUUGUGAUACCAUUUCAUUUGAUAUUUUUUGUUCUACUAAAUCAAUUCAAUGGUUAUCAACAUCCAGCCAAAAAUGUGUGGCUAUUUUUAUUCCUUUAUCUGAUUUCAACAUUUACACAGGUUUUUAUUCUGCUAUUUCUUACCGGUAUUAUAAUUAUGAAAUUAUGGAAAUAUGGCCUUAAUCCUGAUGAUUCAUCUAUACCAUAUUUAACAGCAUUUGGUGAUUUAUUUGGUACCAUAUUGCUUACUAUUGCCUUCUAUUCAUAUGAAUAUUUGUUGAAAUUAUUGUGAGAAAAAAAAAUUUGACCAAAACGAUCAAGUAUUUCAAAAAAAAAUGCCU